Molecule: messenger RNA, 768 nt
Organism: Daphnia pulex (common water flea)
Lineage: Eukaryota; Metazoa; Arthropoda; Branchiopoda; Diplostraca; Daphniidae
Product: kunitz-type serine protease inhibitor TCI-like
Exons: 3
Coding region: 287-688 (133 amino acids)
Molecular function (GO): serine-type endopeptidase inhibitor activity
Source: RefSeq, a predicted model, not a curated record
CGUCACCGUAUUUUCGUUCGUGCAACAACAUGUGGCUGCCAGGGAUGAAACACACAGAUGUCCUAGACAACUGCUGUUUCUAGCCUAUAAUAUAUCUCCGCCGUAAUGACACUUUCACAACUAUGUCUGUUGAUCAUCGUUUUAUUAACUGGAACGGCCAGCAUUACUCUGAAUCAUCGCAGCCGUUUGGCUAUUGACUGGCGACACAGUAUAGCGUCGUAUUCAUUCGGUUACCAAAAGUUGAACAGAGUGGAACUAUACACAGCAACUUAUUUAGUUUUUAAUCAUGUUUUUGAAUUUGAGUUUGGUGUUGCUAUUGUCUACUUGCUUGGUUGUCGCCCAGGAAACCAUCACCCAAGGUAAUCGUCCGGAUUAUUGUUCACUGCCUCCGGUGAUGGCGGGCGAGAAGAAAUGCAAAGGAUACAUCAAGAAAUGGACGUUCAACGAAACGGAAGUGACUUGCGCCUCUUACAUUUACGGCGGAUGUAACGGCACCAAGAAUCUUUUCGAAACGGAAGAAGAAUGUCAAGCCACUUGCCGUUCUCCCGUUGCUCCGCAGAGGAAACAGGCGGAUGCGUCAGCUCCGCAAACUUCCGCCAGCGGCCCAUCCGUCCAUCCGCAUCAGUAUCUCCUGGCCGUUAUCAAUUGCCUUUAUUCGUUUUUCUUUCUACUAACCCGAUAUUUUUAAUUGGCCAAUUAAGCUUUUUAAUGAUUAUAACUGGAUUAUAAUAGCUGCUGACGGAGAGAAUAAACAUUUUGGGUAAUCAA